This is a messenger RNA of Saccostrea cuccullata (small rock oyster), 774 nucleotides long. Its product is annotated as DNA-directed RNA polymerase II subunit RPB2-like. The transcript is spliced from 4 exons. Gene Ontology annotation, cellular component: RNA polymerase II, core complex. Gene Ontology annotation, molecular function: ribonucleoside binding; DNA binding. The record is from RefSeq and is a predicted model, not a curated record. Gene Ontology annotation, biological process: DNA-templated transcription. The coding region runs from base 118 to 774 and encodes 218 amino acids. Lineage: Eukaryota; Metazoa; Mollusca; Bivalvia; Ostreida; Ostreidae.
CAGUACAGACAGAGGGAUAAAAGGAGGAAUACAAUCGCUAUGAAUCGGGCUUAAAAUUCAGCAAUCGAAUACGUUUUCUCAAUUGAUAAUAAUUUUAGAUACCUCUAGAAACCAAAAAUGUAUAGCCAAGAGGAAGAAAUGAUGUAUGAGGCUGAGGACGACGGUGAUGAAAUCACCGCGGACCUCUGGCAGGAGGCUUGCUGGAUCGUCAUCAGUUCGUAUUUUGAUGAGAAAGGUUUAGUACGACAACAGCUGGACUCGUUUGACGAGUUUAUACAGAUGUCCGUUCAGCGAAUCGUGGAGGAUUCGCCUCAGAUAGAUCUCCAAGCGGAGGCGCAACACACGUCAGGAAUGGUGGAAACGCCGCCGAGAUAUCUGCUGAAGUUUGAACAGAUUUAUCUGUCUAAGCCUACCCACUGGGAGAAGGACGGAGCUCCCAGUCCCAUGAUGCCUAACGAGGCUCGACUCAGAAACCUCACAUACUCUGCCCCAUUAUACGUGGACAUCACUAAAACAGUAGUCAAGGAAGGUGAGGAUCCAGUGGAAACCCAGCAUCAAAAGACCUUCAUUGGCAAAAUACCCAUCAUGCUUCGCUCCACUUACUGCCUUCUGAACAAUCUUGUCGACCGUGACUUGACAGAGUUGAACGAGUGUCCAUUAGACCCGGGGGGUUACUUCAUCAUCAACGGGUCAGAGAAGGUCCUCAUAGCUCAGGAAAAGAUGGCCACAAACACAGGUAGAGUCUGUAAAAACUUUGAAACUUGUACAAAAUAA